AUGACCCCCAAGGCACCCCGUAAGGCACCUUCGGACCAAAUGCGCCAUCGGUCUGCGUCUCCUCCCACUCUCGCUUCUGUCGCAAACUUCGCGUCGAACGCCACUCCCGUUACUGGAGAUCACACUGUCGCUGCCCCACCGCCAUCGUCUGCUGACACCAUUCGCCCUGCCUCAACACCUGCAUCGACCGCAGCGUUCAGAAUCAUCACAACCUCGUUUUUACGCACUCCUCCCACCGAUACGACGACGUCUGACGACCCAUCAACCUCAAACAUCACUGAAAUCCCCACGUUCAGCGAUGUGCACUCGGUUCAUGCCUGUCCUCAUUGCAAUCGCACCUCCACUUCAUACAUCGGCCUGGUCGAACGCUCGCGAAAUCAUUGCACAGAGGCUGGCGAACCUGUGUCUGGAGCACCAACCUACACUCGCCGCAUCCGCCUCAAUUGCCCUCACUGCACCCGCACAUUCAUCCACCGUGUGGGCUUAUGA
This is a messenger RNA of Spirometra erinaceieuropaei, 489 nucleotides long. The record is from the annotation of a GenBank genome assembly. Lineage: Eukaryota; Metazoa; Platyhelminthes; Cestoda; Diphyllobothriidea; Diphyllobothriidae.